CCUACACGUAGGCUCACGCGGCUCACGCGCCUGCUCUCUCCUCUCUCUCUCUCAGAAUGACACCUCUAGGUAUUGCUUUGGGUAUGGUUUUCUAUUUACUUCAAGCCGUUUCUGGAGAAAGUGGCUAUGCAGAGAAUGGAGACUUUGACGAUGCAGAAAUGGAUGACUACUCAUUCUCGUGCUACAGUCAGCUGGAAGUGGAUGGAUCCCAGCACCUGAUGACCUGUGCAUUUGACGACCCGGACGUCAACAGCACCAAUAUGGAAUUUGAAAUAUGUGGGGCCCUUUUGGAGGUAGAUUGCCUGACUUUUAAUAAACUGCAAGGGAUGUAUCUCAUCAAGACAAAGAAAUUCUUACUGAUUGGAGACAGUAAAAUAUGUGUGAAGCUUGGAAGAAAAAGCAUGACUUGCAAAAAAAUGAACAUAGUCAAAAUAGUUAAACCUGAGGCUCCUUUUGACAUAAGAGUCGUCUAUCGCAAGGGAGCAAAUGACUUUGAGGUGACAUUUAAUACAUCGCACUUACAAAAGAAGUAUGUGAAAGAAUUAAUGCAUGAGGUAGCCUACCGUCAGGAAAAAAAUGAAAAUGAAUGGAUGCACAUGAAUUUAUCCAGUACAAAGUUGAUGCUCCUGCAGAGAAAGUUACAACCCAAUGCAAUGUAUGAGAUUAAAGCUCGGUCCAUCCCUAACACCAACUAUUUUGAAGGCUUCUGGAGUGAAUGGAGUCCAAGUUUCCACUUCAGAACUCCAGAGACCAAUGGCCCAGGGGAGAUGGAUCCUGUUUUACUAAUUAUCAUCAUUCUGAGUUUCUUCUCUGUGGCUCUGAUGGUCGUUCUGGCCUGUGUGUUGUGGGAAAAAAGAAUCAAGCCUAUCAUAUGGCCCAGUCUCCCUGAUCAUAAGGAGACUCUGGAGCAACUGUGCAAGAAACCAAAAAAAAAUUUGAAUGUGAGUUUCAAUCCUGAAAGUUUCCUGGACUGCCAGAUUCAUAAGGUGGAUGGCAUUCAAGCUAGAGAUGAAGCAGAAGGCUUUCUGCAAGACCCUCUUCCUCCACAGCUAGAGGAGUCUGAGAAGGCGAGGCUCGGAGGGGGUAUGCAGGGCCCCAACUGGCCCUCCGAGCAUGUAGGCAUCAGCCCAAAAACUUUCAGAAGAGAGUCGUCAUUCAGGUGCCUGGCUGGGAACAUCAGUGUGUGUGAUGCCCCUGGGCUCCCCUUCUCCACGUCCCCAGGCUGCAAGGAAGGUGGCAAGAAUGGGCCUCUCCUGUACCAAGACCUGCUGCUUGGCCCUGGAACUACAAACAGCACCCUGCCCCCUCUGUUUCCAUUCCAACCCGGAACCCUGGCAUUGAACCCUGCUGCCCAGGGGCAGUCCAUCCUCACUUCCUUGGUAUCAAAUCAAGAAGAAGCCUAUGUCACCAUGUCCAGCUUCUACCAAAACCAGUGAAUUGCAAGAAACUGACGGCCAGAACCAUCAUGAUGAACAAAGAUAACCGAGUCCCCCUCUCCCUCACAGCACAAAGAAGACAAAAUGAA
Lipotes vexillifer (Yangtze River dolphin) is the source of this 1525-nucleotide messenger RNA. It is a transcript of the gene IL7R, whose product is annotated as interleukin 7 receptor. Lineage: Eukaryota; Metazoa; Chordata; Mammalia; Artiodactyla; Lipotidae. The transcript is spliced from 8 exons. The coding region runs from base 57 to 1436 and encodes 459 amino acids. Gene Ontology annotation, cellular component: external side of plasma membrane. Gene Ontology annotation, biological process: hemopoiesis; cytokine-mediated signaling pathway; positive regulation of receptor signaling pathway via JAK-STAT. Gene Ontology annotation, molecular function: protein binding; cytokine receptor activity. The record is from RefSeq and is a predicted model, not a curated record.